AUGCCCUUCAGCAUGAUCAGAUCAGUGGAGGGCUGCUGGUACUUUGGAGAUUCUUUCUGCUCGUUACACUCAACUUUUGACAUUUUCCUCUCAAAUGUUUCAAUAUUUCACCUGAUUUCCAUUGCGGUUGAUCGAUACCAGGCAGUUUGCAAUCCUCUGCGGUACCAUGACACAGUGACCAUUGCUGUGGCUUGGCUGAUGGUAGCGUUGAGCUGGGCUGCAGCUGCUUCUUACUCCUGUGGUCUCCUUUACUCUAAGGGCAGUGUGACAAGCCUAGAUGGAUACAUCACUUCCAUAAAUUGCUUGGGGAGCUGCAUCCAUCUGUUUAAUGUGCUAUGGAGUACCCUAAACACUCUGAUUGUAUUUUUCCUGCCAUGUUCAAUAAUUGUUGGCCUUUAUGCUAAAAUAUUUCUGGUAGCCAGACAACAUAUCAGACAGCUUGGAGGUACCAGUCAGCAGCCACGUUUUAAACAAAGAAAUGGGAAGAGGAAAACUCACAGCUCAGAGCGAAAGGCUGCAAAGACCCUUGGCAUUGUUGUAGGCGCCUUCAUACUCUGCUGGAUGCCUUUCUUUGUCACCUCUAUAAUCGACCCCUAUAUUGACUUUGUAACUCCUCCUGUUCUUUAUGAAGUGUUUUUCUGGCUGGGUUAUUUUAAUUCCACGUUAAAUCCUAUAAUCUAUGGACUGUUUUACCCGUGGUUUCAAAGUUCAUUGAAACUCAUUAUAUCUUUAAAGAUUUUUGCUGCACAUUCCUCAAAUACAAAGGUUUUUUCUGAAAGUUGA
Molecule: messenger RNA, 783 nt
Organism: Paramormyrops kingsleyae
Lineage: Eukaryota; Metazoa; Chordata; Actinopteri; Osteoglossiformes; Mormyridae
Product: trace amine-associated receptor 13c-like
Biological process (GO): G protein-coupled receptor signaling pathway
Cellular component (GO): membrane
Molecular function (GO): trace-amine receptor activity
Source: RefSeq, a predicted model, not a curated record